AUGGCGAACAUACAGACGACUAUCUGCCCUCAUACACAAGAGCCGUUACUUACCCUUCAAUACCCCACCGCCUCCGAUCUAGAUAUCGCAAUCCAGAAGUCCUCCGUCGCGCACACUAGAUGGGCGAAAGUUCCUUUGGAGGAGAGAAUUGCUAUCGGUAGAAAAUUCGCGGGUGCAUUUCGCGAAAUGGGCAAAGAUGAUACAAUUCCCAAGUCAUUGUCGUUGGAGAUGGGCCGGCCGAUAUCCCAAGGCCCAGGAGAGGUACGAGGCUUCCUGGAGCGAGCGGAAUAUCUUCUCUCAAUUGCUUCGACAUCUCUCUCCGAUGUUGCGUUGACGGACACCGACAAGCCGGGAUUCAAGCGGUUUAUUAAACGAGUGCCACACGGUGUCGUUUUCAUUAUUGCGCCGUGGAACUUCCCUUAUCUUGUCUCGAUAAAUUCCGUCCUCCCCGCCAUCCUUGCAGGGAACUCAGUACUUCUCAAGCCUUCACCCCAAACACCCACGACGGCCGAGAUAAUCGCUACCUGCUUCAGGACUGCUGGACUUCCAGAAGAUGUUAUCCAAGUUUUGCAUCUCCCACUCGAGCUUACUACCCGUGUCAUCCAGCACCCUCUGGUUAACUUUGUUUCCUUCACGGGGAGCGUUGUGGGUGGUCAGGGUGUGGAAAAAGCUGCCGUAGAAUCCAAAGCAGUUGGCUUCAAAGGCGUCGCCCUGGAGCUUGGCGGCAAGGAUCCGGCGUACGUUAGGGCCGAUGCAGACUUGCAAUAUACUGUUGCUGAGCUCGUGGAUGGCGCAUUCUUUAACUCUGGUCAGAGCUGCUGCGCCGUCGAGCGAAUCUACGUCCACGAAUCUAUCUAUGAGAACUUCGUAUCACAAUUCGUCGAUGUUGUCAAGCAAUACAAACUUGGAUCUCCCCUUGAGAAGGGUACUAAUCUUGGACCUGUAGUUAGUCUCGCUAGCGCGGAGCGUAUUCGAAAGCAGAUAGCAGAUGCUGUCGCCGCUGGCGCGAAAGCCCUCGUCCCGGAAGAUUUGUUCCCGGUCGCUAAAGUUGGGACCACAUACGUGGCUCCUCAAGUCUUGGUUGACGUCAAUCAUGAGAUGGACAUUAUGAUGGAGGAGACGUUCGGACCUGUUGUGGGCAUACAGAGGGUAUCAUCCGAUGACGAAGCUAUUCGGUUAAUGAAUGACUCUCCUUACGGUCUAACGGCUUCGAUAUGGACAAACGCCUCUGCCAAUCCCGACUCUGAGGAAGCCUUUUUGAAGAUCGCAGAUGCAAUCGAAACGGGGACGGUGUUUUUGAACCGAUGUGACUAUCUUGAUCCUGCCCUCGCAUGGACGGGUGUAAAGAAUAGCGGAAGGGGUGUUAGCCUAAGUAAAUUCGGAUUCGACCAGCUUACGAGACCGAAAUCAAUUCAUAUGAAAAUCAAGACAACAUGA
Molecule: messenger RNA, 1437 nt
Organism: Pleurotus ostreatus (oyster mushroom)
Lineage: Eukaryota; Fungi; Basidiomycota; Agaricomycetes; Agaricales; Pleurotaceae
Exons: 14
Coding region: 1-1437 (478 amino acids)
Molecular function (GO): aldehyde dehydrogenase (NAD+) activity
Source: RefSeq, a predicted model, not a curated record